Puccinia graminis f. sp. tritici CRL 75-36-700-3 is the source of this 1529-nucleotide messenger RNA. RefSeq lists its product as uncharacterized. Gene Ontology annotation, cellular component: nucleus; chromatin. Bases 143 to 1345 code for a protein of 400 amino acids. NCBI's taxonomy places the organism in Eukaryota, Fungi, Basidiomycota, Pucciniomycetes, Pucciniales, Pucciniaceae. Gene Ontology annotation, biological process: mitotic sister chromatid cohesion. Gene Ontology annotation, molecular function: protein-lysine-acetyltransferase activity. The transcript is spliced from 2 exons. The record is from RefSeq and is a predicted model, not a curated record.
AAACGCUCCAAUAUAAAAAAAGAGAACUACCACUUGACCUUGUUCGGCUUGCUAUAUCACCUCUUUUCUCUCUUGGCUCUGAGUAACCUUCCCAGUAGUGCAUCAAUCCGAAAACUUGUCUUCCUCGCCCCACUCGGUCUCGAUGGUCGUCCCGCCAGCGCGUCCUCGAGGGCACUCGACCUCCACAUCAGAAUCCGCAGAUCGCGUACUCACCUCGCCGCUGGCCAAGACCACCGUGAGGGUCGUUGUACCCAAGCUGGCCGACGAUUCCAAACGUCAGAGGUCGACCGACAUCCGAUCCUUCUUCGCUUCGGCCACCGCUCCACAAGCUCAUCAGAAAAAUACCCCAAUCUCCUCCUCCCCAGCCACCACUGUCCUACGCACGUCUCCCUUGACCAGUCCUUCCUCUUCUCGCACGCUCCCUACACGGAAACGCACCAGGCUCAGCGACAACAAGACAAUCAACAAGCAAAGCAGCAAGAUUCGACGACCGAUGAUGUCCCAACUUAUGCUCGAUCUCUCGAAUCGACCGACGACCCAGAUCUGUAAGGAGUGCGGGAUGUCGUUCGUGUUAGGAGUGGAGGAGGAUGUGGAAUUGCACAAGAAGCACCAUCGACGGGUGGUUGAGGGUGUAGAAUGGCCUCUGACGCUACUCGAGUCACAGCCGGACUGUCGGGUCGUCUGGCGCGAGCCGGGUGGGAUGGAGGAGGAGAAGAUAGUCAAGGUGAACCUGGAUCCGCAAUCACUCAAACGGAGCCGGUACAAGCACAAAGUCGAACAGAUCUUGGAGAUGGUCAACCGUAGUCUGGACGCCCAGGAGCUCACGGAGGACCAACUGCGGGCCUCGUCUCUCUACAUCUAUCUUGGCAGCCCCAUCGACCGUUCGACGGGUCUUCCGGAACCCAAGAAACGUAGACUCUCCAGUGGGCUGUCGACCACACCGAAGAGCAAGAAAAAGAAAGUGGUCGUCAAGGCUAUGUGUGUGGCGGCGAGGAUCGAGCAUGGCUAUCAGAUCGUUCGUGGACCGGGUAAUCCAGGCGAAGAAGAACUGGAUGAUGCAGAGCUGCUGAGGUUUGGUGAGACGAGCUCUGAAUUGUAUUGCUCACCGAAGGCUGAGAAGACGUUGAUUGGGAUCCAUCGGAUCUGGAGUUCUCCUCACCAUCGCCGUGCCGGUCUCAGCCGACGACUGCUCGAUGUGGUGGCAGGGACAUUUAUCUAUGGGAUGGCCAUCGAUGGAAUCGAGGCGCGUCGGCGGUCGAUCGCGUUCAGUCAGCCAACUGAGUCUGGGAUGCGGCUGGCUGCUGAUUGGUUCCAGACCGUGCUCUUCAAGAUCUUUAUCGAUUGAGCCUUCUUUUGUUUUUCUGGCUUACUCAUGACCAACAUCUCAUUUCUUUGCAUAUUUUUCUUGUGAUGGGUUUCCUCUUAUCUCCUUUUACUCUGCUUGUAACGUUUUCUCUUGAGCCUCUUGUAUGAGUAGACAUACAUACUCCCCCCUUCCCCUGCACAUGAAACUCAGCUUGUUUUCUUGG